Molecule: messenger RNA, 1250 nt
Organism: Cimex lectularius (bed bug)
Lineage: Eukaryota; Metazoa; Arthropoda; Insecta; Hemiptera; Cimicidae
Product: fork head domain-containing protein FD4-like
Exons: 2
Coding region: 115-861 (248 amino acids)
Biological process (GO): regulation of transcription by RNA polymerase II; cell differentiation; anatomical structure morphogenesis
Molecular function (GO): DNA-binding transcription factor activity, RNA polymerase II-specific; RNA polymerase II cis-regulatory region sequence-specific DNA binding
Source: RefSeq, a predicted model, not a curated record
CACAAACUUCUGCCGGUCCGCUCCACGCCAUUACCAGUCGACAGCUCCGACGGUUCCAUAUUUCUGGCACGUGUUCCCGGGAGAAUACACGCUUGUUAUGUAGAACGAUCCGAAAUGCCUCGGCCGUGCCGGGAGACUUACGGGGAUCAGAAGCCUCCCUACUCGUACAUAUCUCUGACAGCGAUGGCCAUAUGGAGUUCGCCGGACAAGAUGCUACCCCUCGCCGAUAUCUACAGGUUCAUCAGCGAAAGAUUCCCCUAUUACAGGAACAACACCCAAAGAUGGCAGAACUCUCUCAGGCACAAUCUUUCGUUCAACGACUGCUUCGUCAAGAUACCUAGGAGGCCGGACAGGCCUGGGAAAGGCGCCUACUGGACUCUCCAUCCCGCCGCGUUGGACAUGUUCGAGAACGGCUCGUUCCUGAGGCGGAGGAAGAGGUUCAAACUGCCCAAGCCGAAAGAGCUGGAGGCGGCUUGCAAGGCGGCGGAAGAGGCGGCCCGGCCCAAGCCUCCUCCGAGUAAAUCCUUCAGCAUAGAGAGCAUCAUGUCGGACAAAAGGACGCCCGAACGCCACCCUCAAGCGCUGCCGGCACCGGCGUCGAUCGCUUCCAUGGAACCGCGGCUUCCGCCUCCGCUGCCGCCCCCGCUCGCCGCCCCCGAGAGCUACGACACCGCGGCCGCCGCAGCAGCAGCCGCCGCCGCCACACUCUACGCCGCCGCCCUCCACCGGCUCCUGCCGCCUCCUCCCUAUCUUCCGAUACCGCACCUUCCACCCACCACGAGCGGAGGAAGUCUACUUUCACUCGCACCACCGUUGCAGAUUCCUAAUUUGCAACAUCCUCCGAACACAUUUGGAUCAUAAAAUCCAUGUUGAUGUAAUAUUCCCACAGUGAACAGAGAUUUUCCUUUCCUGGCCUGUUUCCUUUCGGUUGAAAUUGGAAUUUUUGGACAGUUUUAUUUAACAGCUUUUAUUUUUAUUUCUUUAAAGGAGAAAAUAAGUGGAAAGAAUUGUUUCAGCCAAGUCUACAGUGGCAAUUAAAAUGCAUAGUAAUUAUCAGGACAAUGUCAUUUGGAUAAGAUCUACUUCACAUCUGUCAGCACCCCGGCUUUUCCCCUGUGUCUUGCGUCCAAAGAAGAUCCCACGACGAGACUUUUUUUUAUUUGUUUUGUUCCUUUUUUUGUAAUACCUAUGUUCUGCCAGCAGUUCCUACUACUAUAUCUGCUUGAUUAAAUAUACAAAAAUGUAAUUAA